AAAAAGGAACGCGAAUGAAUGAGCGGGAGAUUCCGGAGAAUGACAGAGAAAAAAGGCAAACAGAGUGGGGAGAGAGAGUGGGGAAGUUGGAAGAGGGGAGGUCACGCGUCACGAUCGCUCAUAUUCAGUCAGUGAGUCAGUCUGUGUUGGACUGUGCGGUUGUUGUGUGAUUGAUCUGACAAAAGUGCGUAUGUUUUCGAUAUCGUUGUUAAUAAUUAAUCACCGCUGUCUUCUGAUAAGAGAAAUCAAGGUGAACAACCCAAUUGCAAGAGCCGCAAAUGAUUGUCCGCUAACGCAUGUACCAUAUUGCAAAUCGGUAUCAGACUAACGGAAAGAAUUAUAAUACAUCUUGAAAAUGAUUACCCGUCGUGAGACAUAUUUCGUGAUUUUGAUUAUCACUAUAAGCAGUUUCUCUGCCUUUCUUUGUCCAAGAAAUAGAGGAUGCGAGUGCGUGAAUUUUGGGGAUGCUUUCGAGAUAAGUUGUUUUGUGGAAAACGACUCGUCUUUCAUUGUAAAUAUUCAACCGAAUCAAUAUGUAAAGAUUGAAUGUAUCAACUCGCCAAAUUGGACACAUUUCCAUUUGCAUGUGGCAUCCUUAAUGAAAAAUGAAAUCAAUUCAAUGAUUUUUUUCAUGUGCGAUUUACCGAGCAACAGGAGUUUGGGUGGAAUCACACAAAUGUUAGCCACGGGUGUUGAAAAAUUGAGCUUCCAAUCGUACAAGAACUUGAGCUUUGCUCUGAAAAAGCAACAUCUGGUUGGCUUGGAAAGUCUAAAGACUUUGAUUUUAUCGAGCAACAAUAUAUCCUAUAUAGAUGAGGAUCUGUUAACCAAUUUGACCAAUUUGACGGGACUCAAUUUACGUGACAACAAUUUACGCUUAAUCAAUGGAAUUUUCAACCAUACUCCGCAACUGCAGUGGCUCGAAUUAGCCGAUAACAAUUUGCAAUCGAUAGAAUUAGGUACAUUUGGAAAUCUGAAAAAUUUAACAUUGCUCAAUUUAUGGAAAAAUCAUUUAACGGAGCUACAAUUGGGAAUUUUCGAUGAACUCGUCGCUCUCCAAAGUCUCGAUGUUAAUAGAAAUAAUAUCAUCAAUUUACCAAAAAAUAUAUUUGCGAAGCUGAAGAACCUCAAGAUUCUCAAUUUAUCUCUAAACAACUUCACAGAUUUACCGAGGAAUCUGCUACGAAAUAACACGAAACUAGAAACCUUCACUUUGACUGAAAACAAAAGAAAUAUGACCUUGCCAGAAGAAUUUUUCGCCAAUUUAACAGAACUGAAAGUGUUGAAUUUGAAAAAAAAUGGACUUAUUACACUGUCGAAAGAUAUUUUCUGGGGAUGUUCUUCGCUAACCAAUAUUACUUUAAGUCUAAAUUAUUUGAGAUUCUUACCCGUGCAAAUAUUCCGAGACUUGAAAGAAUUGAAAGAAUUGAUAUUGACUUUCAAUGAUCUCGAAGAAUUGCCUGAUAAUAUUUUUUUGAAUACCAAUCGAUUAAGAAAAUUAAAUUUAUCAAAAAAUCGUAUCACUUUCAUUUCUCAGCAUACAUUCGACGGAUUAUAUGCAUUGGAAGAAUUAAAUAUAGAAGAAAAUCAAUUAAUGUCUAUUUCCGGCCAAAGUUUUACAUCUUUAAAACAAUUAAAAAUUGCUAAAUUUUCCAAGAACCGUCUUACGUUACAAUCUACUUUUCUUGAGUAUCAGGAUGAAUAUGGAACUAAGUCACCUUUUCAUCAAUGCAUUGAAUUAAAGGAAUUAUAUUUAGCCAAUAAUAGCAUUUCGGAAAUAUUCAGUGACUGGAAGUUGAGUAAUUUGCAACUUCGAAAAUUGGAUCUCAGAUAUAAUAAUAUAUCCUCCAUAACUAGCGAAGAUUUGCAAUUUUUAUCGACCGAUAUUAAAGUGGAUUUAACUUAUAAUAAAAUACAGCACAUCUUCUUGCAUAAUGCCGAAUAUAUCGCGCAACCUCAGCAGGAUUUUCAUGAUAAUAUUAAUGGGGCGAUAAUAUUAGUGGGGAACAAUCCAUUAAGUUGUGAUUGCGAGUUGUAUGACUUUUUACGAUAUAUUGAAGGCAGAAUGCAUUCCAACGUUCAACAUUAUUUCCACAUAAUACCAGAAAAUUUAACUUGUCAAAGCCCAGAGGAUUUGAAGGGUGUGCCCGUUAAAAAUUUGAAAUCAAAAUCAUUAAUGUGUACGGUGAAUAAUACAAAUCCCUAUACUAAUUGCCCCGAAAUAUGCGAUUGUUUCGUGAAACCAGAAGGCAACGUAUUUAUAUUCGACUGCUCUCACAAAAAUUUGAUUAGUGUUCCGAGCGAUAUAAAAAGUCCUGACGGCGAUGUUUGGCAACUCGAAUUGAAUUUCGCCAAUAAUCGGUUUACACGAAUGCCGGAUUUGAAAAAUUUAAAACGCGAAUCGGUGAAGAAACUAUUAUUAUCUCACAACAACAUCUCUGAUAUCUUUUUAGACGAUCUGCCCAAAAAAGUACAAGUCUUAGAACUACAUAAUAAUAACUUAUCAACAUUAAAUCCUGAUGUGUUAGAGUUUUUGAGAAACUCUACGAAUUUACGUAACUUAACGUUAGACGAAAAUCCAUGGAUAUGCGAUUGCAACACUAAGAACUUUCUAAAUUUCAUUCAAACAAAACUCAUAACUAUGCCCAAUCUAUUUAAAGUAACAUGUCCCGGGAAGAACAAGGCUAUAUCGGAGAUGACUACAGCUGAAUUUUGUCCGUUUGAUAACACAGCGAUUAUCAGUGUCAGCAUAGCGAUCGCUUUAAUGGGAUUGUUUAUUGGCAUUACGGGACUAUUCUAUUACAAAUAUCAACAACAGAUCAAAGUGUGGCUAUUCGCGCAUCAAUGGUGCUUGUGGUUUGUAACGGAAGAGGAAUUAGAUAAGGAAAAAUUAUAUGAUGCCUUUGUAAGCUAUUCGCACAAGGAUCAAGAUUUUGUGGUGAAUGAACUAGUGUCAAAAUUGGAAAACGGCCCGACGCCGUUUAAACUGUGUAUUCAUUAUCGGGAUUGGUUGGCGGGCGAAUGGAUACCGGCAAAUAUUGCUAGAUCUGUGGAAGAUUCUAAACGAACGAUAGUAGUAUUGUCGCCGAAUUUCCUCGAGAGUGUCUGGGGAAGAAUGGAGUUUCGAGCCGCUCACAGUCAGGCAUUGAGUGAAGGUCGAGCGCGAGUAAUAUUGAUCUUGUACGGUGAUAUCGGUCCUAUAGAUAACUUAGACUCAGAAUUGAAGGCAUAUAUAAGUAUGAAUACUUAUGUCAAAUGGGGAGAUCCUUGGUUUUGGGACAAAUUGAAAUACGCAUUACCGCAUCGAGCCAAAUUAUCUAAGAAAACUAGCACGAUCGGAAGAAAAAUCUUUGAGAAUCAUCAAUUGUGUAUUUCAAAUGGAGAUAAAAAAGAGCUAAUGUAUCCGAUUGGAAUUCCCGAGACACCUCCAAACACUACACCACCUGCCGAUACGUUUAAAACAUUUGUAUGUGACAAGAAGCUGGAGGAACAGUUACCUUCAAACGAAUUUCCGCAAGAAUCGUGUAAAUUAAAUGGAACGAUCAUUCUUACAGCAGAACAUUUAAUCAAACAUGGUCCUACGAUUGAUAAUACAGAGUGUGUUGUUUGACAACACAAAGAUAAAUUAUAAGAAAUAAUGAUGAGCGAUUUAUAUUUCUAUCUGUGAUAGAUGCAGUGUUGAUGCUCCCAGAUUGUUUUAAGAAUUUCUUUUUUUUUCGUAAAGAAAACAAUCUUAAUUUAGAAUCUUCAGAUAAAAUGAUUAAGAAUACAAAGAAUCGAUACGUAUUUGUUACAAGAACAAGAGAAAAGGAGAAAAAAUAUGAAAAAUAUAACAAGCAACUGACUGAUGUUAAAAUAAACCUAUAUGUAUAAAUAUCAACAUAAUAUGUAAAACCUAUUUUUUAUCAAUUUCUGAGAAAUUAAUCUUCAAGAACAACAAAAAGCUAAUA
Camponotus floridanus (Florida carpenter ant) is the source of this 3950-nucleotide messenger RNA. It is a transcript of the gene Tl, whose product is annotated as protein toll. Lineage: Eukaryota; Metazoa; Arthropoda; Insecta; Hymenoptera; Formicidae. The record is from RefSeq and is a predicted model, not a curated record. The transcript has 6 exons. Gene Ontology annotation, biological process: signal transduction. Gene Ontology annotation, molecular function: protein binding. Bases 356 to 3610 code for a protein of 1084 amino acids.